Messenger RNA from Acomys russatus (golden spiny mouse), 1498 nucleotides. RefSeq names its product GRAM domain containing 2A (gene Gramd2a). The record is from RefSeq and is a predicted model, not a curated record. Gene Ontology annotation, molecular function: phosphatidylinositol-4,5-bisphosphate binding. Gene Ontology annotation, biological process: regulation of store-operated calcium entry. The transcript is spliced from 10 exons. Gene Ontology annotation, cellular component: extrinsic component of cytoplasmic side of plasma membrane; endoplasmic reticulum membrane; organelle membrane contact site. The coding region runs from base 563 to 1498 and encodes 311 amino acids. NCBI's taxonomy places the organism in Eukaryota, Metazoa, Chordata, Mammalia, Rodentia, Muridae.
GAGGCCACCACUUCCUAGUCUGGGGCAGCCCCACCGCUCCCAGUUACACUCACUUGUGCAUUGACUGGAAUCCACCUUCCACAUGUCUAAUGGUUGAUAAAGGAUCCUGUGCCACAGCGGCCUUUCCCAGAACCUGAUAGUGUACAGUUGCUGUCCUUCCUCCAGGGUGGGGCUGGAGGCUCCGCUCCAGCUAAAAGGAGGCAGACAAGCUGAUUUCCCCCCAACCCCCACCCCCAGGGCCAGGCAUUAACUAAACUUUAGAUUUUCAAGCAAUACGCUGUGGGAGACACCAGUGACAAAAUGCAAACGAAGGUUAUGUAAUUUUGCCUGUUAAAUUGGCAGAGGUGAGAAAAGGCUAAUAUAUUCAGAGUAGUGUUUGGAUGUGGGGAAAUGAGUUCCCUCUCAGAAUGCUGCUCACUGGGGCACAGCAUUUUGAAGGUGGUUCCAAAUUAUGACAUCUUAAACUUUACCCUGUCCAUCAAGCAAGAGUAGGGGACAGAGCAGCUGCCUUGGACACAGCGAGGCUAGUAGGAAAAGAAGCACCCAAACUCCCCUUUCUUACAUGAACACGUUUCUCUCUAGCAACCAGCAAAUGCAUGGAAAGAUGGCACCUCUAAAGAGCUCCGUGCCUUGCACAGAGAAACCAGGAAGGGUCCAGGAGUCACCAGAUAACAGUAUGCCCUGGUCAGAAGGCUCGAAGGGUGAAGAAAUAAAGAAGUGUGGCCGGGAAGGGAUACUCCUGGGCAAAUACAACCAGCAGUACCACAAACUGUUUAAAGACAUCCCCUUGGAGGAGAUGGUUCUCAAAGCAUGUUCCUGUGCCCUCCAGAGAGACCUCCUUCUCCAUGGCCGGCUCUAUAUCUCCCCCAACUGGCUCUGCUUCCAUGCCAGCCUCUUCGGCAAGGAUAUCAAGGUGGUCAUUCCUGUGGUAUCUGUGCAGUUGGUCAAAAAGCACAAGAUGGCACGGCUCCUUCCCAAUGGACUGGCCAUCACUACCAACACCAGCCAGAAGUACGUCUUUGUGUCUCUGCUCUCCCGGGACAGUGUCUAUGACAUGCUGAGAAGAGUCUGCACUCACCUGCAGCCCUCCAGCAAGAAGAGUCUGAGUGUAAGGAGAUUUCCGGAGGAAGCCAAGUGCGAAUCUCCGGAAGUCCUUAUCCCUGAGAUGAAGUGGAGAAAAGUGUGCCCAGCCUCCCCAUCCCCGUCACUCCCAGACACUGUCUCUUGUGUCUCCCGGAUACCCACAGACUCCACAGAUAGCUGCUUCGCCCCCAGGAAGCCGCCAGCGUCUGAGACCGUCUGUGAGGAAGACGCCUUGGAGGAAGAGCCCAGCACGGAGCAGGCGUUGAGGCUGUGGGAUUCCCAGCUCCUCAAAGUCAUCUUUGUGAUGAUCUGCUUCUUACUGGCAUCCUCGUCCUAUCUGGCAUUCCGAAUCUCUCGGCUGGAACAGCAGUUAUGUUCCUUGAACUGGGGUGGUCCACUCCCAGGGGACAGGUGA